UUAUUAUUCCAAGAGUGCAGUUAUUUGUGCUAUGUCUUUGAAAUAUUUACACAACCAAACGACGCUUUACCCAAACUAUCGAUUUGAUACCGACUGAUAGCCCUCGUUCAAAUUGGAAUGGGUUUUUCCCAGAAAUGGAUGUUUGCAUUCCUCGUGGAAUUUUCAAUAACGAUGUUACAGUGCGAUUCCCAAGUAUGUCCAAAGAACUGGGUACCUUUUCAAACCUCGUGCUACAAGUUCUCUUCCAAGUCACUCUCCUGGAAUGCAGCAAAAGCUUCCUGCGAAGCACAAAGAUCCCAUCUCGUCGUGAUCAAUUCUCGAGCUGAAAAUCAAGGGAUUGGCACGUGGGUAACACAUCAUGCAUAUCAUAUUGGUUUGUAUAGGGAUCCUAAAGACAACAAUCGCUGGCUCUGGGUCGAUGGCUCGCGACCAAAUUUUACCAAUUGGAAUUCUGGAGAGCCCAAUAAUGUUGGAGGGAGCGAGGAGUGCAGCAACAUAUAUAGCAAGAGGUACGGAUGGAGGUGGAAUGACCUCACCUGUGGUAGUUCACUGCCUUACAUUUGCGAAACCCGUGUAUGUCCAAAGAACUGGGUACCUUUUCAAACCUCGUGCUACAAGUUCUCUUCCAAGUCACUCUCCUGGAAUGCAGCAAAAGCUUCCUGCGAAGCACAAAGAUCCCAUCUCGUCGUGAUCAAUUCUCGAGCUGAAAAUCAAGCGAUUGGCACGUGGGUAACACAUCAUACAUAUCAUAUUGGUUUGCAUAGGGAUCCUAAAGACAAGAAUCGCUGGCUCUGGGUCGAUGGCUCACAACCAAAAUUUACCAAUUGGUAUUCUGGAGAGCCUAAUAAUCAUGGAGGCAGCGAGGACUGCAGCCAGAUAUAUAGCAAGAGGCACGGAUGGAGGUGGAAUGACCUCCCCUGUCGUAGUUCACUGCCUUACAUUUGCGAAACCAGUGAUAUUGACGAGUGUGCUGUGUCAAAUGGUGGCUGCAGUCACAAGUGUGUCAAUAAUGCAGGAGGCUAUAAAUGUGAAUGUCCAGACCCAGAGCUGAGCUUAUCAUUAGAUAACAAGACAUGUAGUGCUCCAGGAGUGGAUGUCCAAUGCAACAGUAACAACAUGACCAUUAUCAUUCCCAAGUUCCUCCUCCGUGGUCUCGACCGUGAGCAUCUUCGACUCCUAGACACUAGAUGCAAGGCUGGGGAAACCAACUCCCACUUUUAUCUAACGACUCCGCUGACUGGCUGUGACACAAAACGCAGGCUUACAUCCACAGCUAUCGUCUAUUCCAACACAGUUUUUGAAAUCCCUGUGGCCGCUAAAGACGUCGUAACACGCGUGCGGGAAAUAGAAAUACCAUUCAGCUGCUACUUAUCCAAAUACGGCGAGGUAUCAUCCAUUGGUUGGAAGCCAAGCAACAGAAAACUUGUCUUCAGCGAUGAAGGCAAAGGGAACUUCACAAUUUCUCUGAAUAUGUUCCCCGACAAAAGAUUCGUGAGUCCUUACAUGAAGGAUGACUUUCCUGUUGAUGUAGUGCUGCGCAAACUUCUGUUCUUUGAAGUAUCAGUAACAUCGACGGACAAGAAGUUGUCAAUCAUGGCUGAUCGAUGCUAUGCCACGCCCACCCAGGAUGAGAAGAGUGCUCUUAAGUACGAAUUUAUUAAGAAUGGAUGCCCGAAUGACGUCACCGUUAAUUAUCACUCUGUGCCAUCAUCGAAUGCUCAGCGGUUUAGCCUGGAGGCUUUCAAGUUCAUUGCAGAUCAUCCAUUCGUAUUCGUGCACUGCCACGUGACUGUAUGCAACACAACCAACGCAGCCUCGCAAUGCACAAGAAACUGUUUAUCAAAUGGCCGAGGAAAACGAGCAGUGAGUGAUCACGUGAAUGAUGAAGUGUAUUCUUUGGCCCAGGGCCCGAUCCACCUCGCACGAGGCAAGCGAGAAAGAGAGGAAGAGAAAGCCUUCGCUAAAAGUGGAUCCAGUCCUUUCUUCAUGAUGUCUGUGUUUGCGAUGUGCGCAGCUUGCCUGGUGGGAACUGCGCUGAUACUCGCCAAGAAGUCACGUGACAAGCCCAAUGGCUAUUCUCUGCUUGUUAGCGGAGGUCAGGAGUAAACACAUACUCAAAGGCAACAAACAGACUUGAAAAAUCAUGGGGGAACUUGAGUAGGAGAUAACUAAAUAAAAGAAAAAUGGUCCGGAAGUCCUUUCUUUUCAUACUUGCCAAUUACAAAACAAAGCAAUGCGCAUCUCGAUGGAAUUUCUAAUCAUCAUAAUCGCUGGAUGAUAAAAGUUGAAAUAACCACACUUUACCUUUUCAGAAACACGGAAAUGGGUCAUAAGGCCGAACUCAACAAUUCUUCUUCAUCGCCGACCAAGAAAGCGUAGUGAUGUCGUUGUUUACUUAUCUUUACCUUAAAAGCGAAUUUAAUCCCAUCUGCUCGAGAUUAUCCUUGAUAUAAAAACACUUUGAACUUCUUUAGCUCAUUGGAUACGAUGCAGUGUCCAAAAAUCCAUCCUUACUUUGAUAUCUCCAGCUCAAGUUCGACUUAAUAUGUAGAUAUUGGCUGGUCUCAAAACUUUGCUAACUCGGUUUUUGUAGUUUAGCAUUGUUUAAGUAACUUUUCAAUGAUCUACUCAUACCGGAAAUGUCGAAAAAAUAUGAUUCAAUAAGGGUGCUUGCUAAGUAGAAAGGGAUAUUUACUUUUUCUGUUUAAGUAUUCUGAGUAAUUUUAAAAUCUACGUCAAGUGCGGGGGUACGUUUGAUUGCAUUUCUGUCAGGUGGGCAGAAUUAACUACCACAUCAAAUUGGUAACUUAAUAAAUACUUCAGUCAUCAUAAGUCGGUAUUGAUGCAGAAAUGUGAGAGCACUCUAAACUUCCAAAAGGGAUCAUGAUAUUAAAAAUAUUCCGUCGGGUUUGGAGUUAACAAAUUAAGAUAAUGCUGGGUGAAGGAAAAUGAUGCUUUCAUCAAGAUUUAGGAAGUUACCUCAACGUGAUCUCUAAGUAUCAACUCUCUUGGAGUAAAGUCUUAUACUAACAGUUGAUAACAUGAGCUAAGACUACAUUUCAUCAGAAUUUUUAUACUCAGAUAUGGUGCUGGGAUUUUACUGCUGUUUUUAAAACGAAUGAAAGGAAAUAAAAUCUUUAAUUGUAUGUCAUGUAA
Stylophora pistillata is the source of this 3156-nucleotide messenger RNA. Its product is annotated as pancreatic secretory granule membrane major glycoprotein GP2. Lineage: Eukaryota; Metazoa; Cnidaria; Anthozoa; Scleractinia; Pocilloporidae. The record is from RefSeq and is a predicted model, not a curated record. Gene Ontology annotation, molecular function: calcium ion binding.